Carcharodon carcharias (great white shark) is the source of this 1133-nucleotide messenger RNA. RefSeq names its product serine-rich adhesin for platelets-like. Lineage: Eukaryota; Metazoa; Chordata; Chondrichthyes; Lamniformes; Lamnidae. Bases 1 to 1077 code for a protein of 358 amino acids. The transcript is spliced from 6 exons. The record is from RefSeq and is a predicted model, not a curated record.
AUGCACAUUUCUGAAUAUGGUAUUCCAAAUUGCUCAUCUGCUACAUAUAUAUCAAUCAUUAUUUUCGUUGCAACAACAGAAACCUCGACGGCAAGUACACAGAGCAGCACUGCAACACCAGCCUCUUCAUCAACUCCUGCAUCAACAACUACAUUAGGAGCAACAACUGCAGGGAGCUCUACUCCAGCAUCGACCAGCAUCUCAGCAUCACCACUCACUACCAUAAGUGCAACAUCAGAAACUUCGACUGCAAUUGCACAGACCACCACUGCAGCAGUGAGCUCUGCAUCAACUCCAAAGUCAACAAGUCCCACAGCACAAACAACGGCAAGCAGCUCCACUCCAGCAUCAACAGCUGAAUCAACGACCAUCGCAACAACAAAAGCAACAAGUGCAGAAACCACAACUGCAAGUGUGCAGAGCACCACUGCCGCAUCUAGCACUGCAUCAACUCUCACGUCAACAAGUACACCAGAAUUAACAACUACAAGCAGCUCCACUCCAGCAUCGACGGCCGAAUCAACAACAAUCGCAACAACACAAGCAACAAGUGAAACCCUGACUGCAAAUACCAGCACUGCAACACCAGACUCUUCAUCAACUACUGCAUCAACAACUCUAUCAGGAGCAACAACCGCAGGAAGCUCUACUCCUGCAUUGACCAGCAUCUCAACAUCACCACUCACUACCACAAGUGCACCAUCAGAAACUUCGACUGCAAGUGCACAGACCACCACUGCAGCAGUGAGUUCUGCAUCAACUCCAACAUCAACAAGUCCAACAGCACAAACAACGGCAAGCAGCUCCACUCCAGCAUCGACAGCUGAAUCAACGACAAUCGCAACAACACAAGCUACUGCAACAAGUGCAGAAACCACAACUGCAAGUGUGCAGAGCACCACUGCCGCAUCGAGCACUGCAUCAACUCUCACGUCAACAAGUGCAGCAGAAUCAACAUCUACAAGCAUCUCCACUCCAGCAUCGACGGCUGAAUCAACAACAAUCGCAACAACACAAGGCAUGACAACAAAUGCUGAUUAUCAUAAUACAUGUUUAUGUUGCAACCUGAUACCUUGAAAUGUAAAGCAGGAUUAUGUCUAUCUACAGAAAUAAAAACAAAAUAGUGCAUUUUU